This is a messenger RNA of Perkinsus marinus ATCC 50983, 1500 nucleotides long. RefSeq lists its product as hypothetical. NCBI's taxonomy places the organism in Eukaryota, Perkinsozoa, Perkinsida, Perkinsidae. The record is from RefSeq and is a predicted model, not a curated record. The coding region runs from base 1 to 1500 and encodes 499 amino acids. The transcript has a single exon.
AUGGUAACAGCUGUAGAACUGAACUCCUCCAUCAACGCCGCCUCUACUCGAGAAGAUCUUUCCCGGCUACGGUCAACGGCACGUCGUCUUCGGACCAACAAUUGUAAAAAGCGCACCGAAAUUCAGGAGCGUUUGGCUGACAACGACAUUGAUGACAACAAGUUGGCGCUAUUGGAGACUGAGGAAGCUACGUUAGAAGCAGAGAUCAUCGCACUCUCUGGCGCCGCUGACAAUGCUUCCAGCAAGAUCAAUGCGUUAAUGCGAGAGACCUGCAUGGUGAACUCGGCCACUCUAUCAGCGGACGACUCCAACAACAACGCCACCGCAACGCCAACCUCUGCUGAGUCAGUUUCUGGUCUAGUCAGAGCCCUAUCUUCGGCACUCAGUCGUCGGCCUUACGACUCAAGAACCAAACGAGCCGAUAUUAAUCGUCUCCCUAUGCAGGGUCGAAGUCUUAUCGAUCCCUACCAGCUUCCAGCCCACUUCAGACGAUUGGAGAAAUGGUUUGCCAGCAACGAGUUUGGUACUUUUGACGACUCGACUAAGGCCUUCGUUGCCGAUAAGGAGGUGGAAGCUCAGUUGGUUGAGAAGGCUAUAGAGAGUCUCUCCUCUCAUCGUAAUGUCGCCUCUGAGGCGAACACUUUGGUUGAUACCUAUGGUGCUACUUGGAACCAUCUCAAGAACACGCUCAUCGACAAGUUUGCAAAGCCCGAAGACAUCCGUCGUGAGCUCAACCGUAAGAUAUCCCAGCUCACAUACAAGGGCCACUCUAAUGUCGAUGGGUUCAUUUCUGAGUUGCGUCAGAUCCACACAUUGGCGUCUACCGUCAACUCCUCGCCUGAGGACAGUGUUUACUUCAUCGACGACAUUCUUCGGUGUCUCCCACCUAAUGUCCACUCACAACUAGUUCAAGAAAUUAAUCAAACGGCCAGGAUAUGUCGACACAACAGCUCCUCGACUUCGAGUCCUACCACUAAACCAUGGCAGCUCAAGCUACCCCUAGAUGCUCCGUCCGAUCAGCACUCUAUUUUUGGUAUUCUCUCGGACGUGGCACAGUCCCUCUUGGCGUCGACUGACUUUCGAAAGGUGCCACCUGAAUCUAACCGUGGCUCUCGUCGAGAGGACAUGGGAGACAAGAUCUCCAAAGUUAGCGACUCUACUACCAACAGUACCAGAGCACCACCUAGUGCGAUAACUGAAGCUCGUCGCCAACACAAGGAGGCCAAUGACUGGGCGCGGAAACAGAAUUUUGUCAUCAUCGUCAUGGGGAAGGCUCUACGUUCAUCCACUCCUACCGACCCAGGUUUCAACAACGCCUCUGACGUGCGAUUUCUGGUUUCCCGCCAAGGGAAGCGGUACGGCCUGGUCGCGUUUGACUCCAAAGCGGACGCUGAGAAAGUCAUAGCCGAAUACUUUUCGAACAAGGACUCAUUCACUCUGGUCAAGCCAUAUGACCCUGACUUCAAGUCAAAAAACGACUCCGGGCGUCGCAGUCAGUAG